Molecule: messenger RNA, 1902 nt
Organism: [Candida] anglica
Lineage: Eukaryota; Fungi; Ascomycota; Pichiomycetes; Serinales; Debaryomycetaceae
Source: the annotation of a GenBank genome assembly
AGGUAAUUAUGGCUAGAAAUACCUAUUUAACCAAGGUGCUUGGUACUGAAAGGUACCAAGAGCUUCAAAAUACAACAGUGGUAAUGAUUGGAGCAGGAGGAAUUGGAUGUGAAUUACUUAAAAAUUUGAUCCUUUCUGGAUAUGGAUGUAUUCAUAUAGUAGACCUUGACACUAUCACACUUUCCAAUUUGAAUCGUCAAUUUUUAUUCCGUCAAAAGGAUAUCGAUAAAUCGAAAAGUCUUACGAUCAAGAAGGCAGUUGAAUCAUUCAAUUAUCAUGGAUGUAAGCUUAUUUCACAUCAUGGGAAUAUUACUGAUACUACACAAUUCCCCAUUUCUUGGUGGUCUCAAUUUCUGUUUAUUUUCAAUGCUUUAGAUAAUUUGGAAGCUCGUAGAUAUGUCAAUAGAAUGGCGUUAUUCUUAAAGACUCCUAUAAUGGAAAGUGGUACCACUGGAUAUGAUGGGUAUGUACAACCGAUUUAUCCCUAUCAGGCAGAAUGUUUUGAUUGUCAGGCAAAGGUAACCCCACAAACAUUCCCUGUUUGUACCAUUAGAUCCACACCAUCUAAACCAAUUCAUUGUAUUACCUGGGCUAAAGAAUUUCUAUUCCAUCAAUUAUUCGAUGAAACUGAUGAAGAUCCAGAUUCAGCUGCCACUAGUUUAGGUCAAGCUACUGAUAAUAAAGAAGAAUUGGAAACCCUUGUCAAGGAAUCCAAUGAAUUGGCAGAUUUAAGGAGAUCUUUAUUGGAAAAGAAUAACAAGACAUUUUUCAAAGGAAUGGUUGAAAAAUUAUUUGAUAUUGAUAUUGAAAGAUUACUUUUAAUUGAUACAUUAUGGCAAAAUAGACAAAGGCCAACCCCAUUGAAAUUCAAUGAAGAAUUAAGUGAGAAAUUGUUUAAACUUACCAUUAAGGAUAUUAAACAAGAUACAGAGAAAUGGGAUAUUUUAGAGAAUCUCUUUAUAUUGUAUCAAGCCACUAGUAAACUUCAAGAAAGAUUGAAGCAAAUGGAAGGCGUGGAUGAGAAUCGAUUUAUUUCCUUUGAUAAAGAUGAUGAAGAUACUCUUGACUUUGUGGUUGCAUCAGCCAAUCUUCGUAGUUCAAUUUUUAAUAUUGAUAUCCUUUCUAAAUUUGAUAUUAAACAAAUUGCUGGGAACAUUAUCCCUGCUAUUGCAACCACCAAUGCAAUCAUUUCAGGAUUUUCCAACCUUCAAUCAUUAAAUUAUUUCCAAAAUAAGAAUGAUGAAAGUAUAGAUUCUUCAUCAAUGGUGUUUAUUAGUAUACGACCAAAUAAAUACGUUACAUCUGCAGCAUUGGAACCACCUAGAAAUGAAUGUGGGAGUUGUUCUGUGGCCAGAGGAAUCCUUGAAUUGGAAAAUUUAACCAAUCAAAGUUUGGAAGAAUUAAUUGAAAUCUUAAAGGAUACUUAUAAAUAUUCGAGUGAUAUAUCACUUAUACUUGGGAAAUCUAAAUUGAUAUAUGAUUUUGAUUUUGAAGAUAAUUUGCACAAGAAAUUACAAGAAAUUGGAUUUACCAAUGGGGAAGUAUUAUUGAUCCAAGAUGAAGAUGAAGAAAAGGAAAAUUUGGAAUUAUAUAUCAAUGUUGGAGAUAAGUUUGAAGUACCAUCAAUUGAAUUAAGAGAUCGGAAAAAAAUUGUUAAACCAGAAGAGAACGGAGAGACUAAUGAAGAAGAUUUUGAAGAAUCCAAUAAGGCAUUUGAAACUAUAUUAAUUGAUGAUGAAGAUGUAGAAGAUAAAGAAAAUAAAGAAAAUAAAGUGGAGAAGGUGGACAAGGUAGAAGAAGAAGAAGAUGUUGUUGAAGAAUUGGUGGAAGAACCAGCUUCAAAGAAACAAAGAAUGUCAUAAUUCUUAUAUAGAUCAAUCUAUACUUUGUACACUAGAGAAA